Puma concolor (puma) is the source of this 1620-nucleotide messenger RNA. Lineage: Eukaryota; Metazoa; Chordata; Mammalia; Carnivora; Felidae. The record is from RefSeq and is a predicted model, not a curated record.
AUGGGCUGGCUUUUUCUAAAGGUUCUCUUCGUGGGGGUGACUUUCCUGGGAUGUCUUUAUCCUCUCGUGGAUUUUUGCUGCAGCGGGGACACAAGAGGCCAGAAGCCGAAUUUUGUGAUCAUUUUGGCAGAUGACAUGGGGUGGGGUGACCUGGGAGCAAACUGGGCAGAAACGAAGGACACUGCCAACCUUGAUGAGAUGGCUGCAGAAGGAAUGAGGUUUGUGGAUUUCCAUGCAGCUGCCUCCACCUGCUCCCCCUCCAGGGCCUCCCUGCUCACCGGACGGCUCGGCCUUCGCAAUGGAGUCACGCACAACUUUGCGGUCACUUCCGUGGGGGGUCUUCCGCUCAAUGAGACCACCUUGGCUGAGGUGCUGCGGCAAGCUGGCUAUGUCACUGGGAUGAUAGGCAAAUGGCAUCUCGGGCACCAUGGAUCUUACCACCCCAACUUCCGCGGUUUUGAUUACUACUUUGGAAUCCCAUACAGCCACGACAUGGGCUGCACCGAUACCCCGGGCUACAACCACCCUCCUUGUCCAGCGUGUCCACGGGGGGACGGGGACGGACCGUCAAGUCGCGGAAAUGAAUGCUGUCUGUGGUUCCCGCACAGGACCCACGAGAGGGACUGUUACACGGACGUGGCCCUUCCUCUGUAUGAAAACCUCAACAUCGUGGAGCAGCCGGUGAACCUGAGCGGUCUCGCGCAGAAAUACGCGGAGAAAGCUACCCAGUUCAUCCAACACGCGAGUGCCAGCGGAAGGCCCUUCUUGCUGUACGUGGCCCUGGCUCAUAUGCAUGUACCCUUAUCCGGGACACGGCUCUCCGCAGACCGACGGGGCCGGAGGCCAUAUGGAGCAGCUCUCCGGGAGAUGGACCGCCUGGUGGGCCAGAUCAAGGACAAAGUCGACCGCACGGCAAGAGAAAACACAUUCCUCUGGUUUACAGGAGACAACGGCCCGUGGGCUCAGAAGUGUGAGCUGGCCGGGAGCGUGGGUCCCUUCACUGGAUCGUGGCAGACUCAUCAAGGGGGAAGUGCAGCCAAGCAGACCACGUGGGAAGGUGGGCACCGGGUCCCGGCUCUGGCCUACUGGCCUGGCACCGUUCCCAUCAACGUCACCAGCACAGCCUUGUUAAGUGUGCUGGACAUCUUCCCCACUGUGGUGGCCCUGGCGGGGGCCAGCCUGCCCCAAGACCGGCACUUUGACGGCUUGGAUGCCUCUUCCGUGCUUUUUGGCUGGUCGCAGACUGGGCACCGGGUGCUGUUUCACCCCAACAGUGGGGCGGCUGGAGAGUAUGGAGCCCUUCAGACCGUCCGCCUGGAACAACACAAGGCCUUCUACGUCACCGGCGGAGCCAAAGCCUGUGACGGGAAGGUCGGGCCCCCGCGGCUUCAUGAGCCUCCCCUCAUUUUUAACCUGGAAGAGGAUGUUGCGGAAGCCCAGCCUCUAGAAGAAGGUAGUGCUGAGUACGGGCGCGUCUUGCCCGAGGUCAGACAGGUCCUGGCGGAGGUGCUGGUGGACAUUGCUGGUGACAAGACGUCCAGGGCGGAUUACACUCGGGAUCCUUCGGUGACCCCCUGCUGUGAUCCCCACCGAAAGGCCUGCCGCUGUCACACCACCUGA